Messenger RNA from Ixodes scapularis (black-legged tick), 1002 nucleotides. RefSeq lists its product as uncharacterized. Lineage: Eukaryota; Metazoa; Arthropoda; Arachnida; Ixodida; Ixodidae. The transcript is spliced from 5 exons. The coding region runs from base 1 to 1002 and encodes 333 amino acids. The record is from RefSeq and is a predicted model, not a curated record.
AUGCUGAAAAAAAAUCUGGUCUUCAUGGGGCAGUGCAAGGUGGCGAAAUGUUCAGAAACGCGUCUGGGGAAGUGUUCUAUCGGUCGGAUCGCUGCAAUUAUAUUUGUUUCCUGGAUCACCAAGAUGGGAGAGUUCUUGUCACAAGCGAUCCUGCUUUCUUCGUUCGUGUUUCCAUUUUCUCCAGAAGAGUCACCGUUUGUGUUCAAUCUGGAGAGCGUUGUAAAGAAAUAUGUGGAGGACUACGCAGCUCGACAUGAUACCACCAUUUCUUUCUAUGACAUGUGGGCGAAACACCCCCUAAUGCAGGAGCGCGGGGUGUACAAAAGGUACAAGGUGCGAGUGACGGCGAGUAACUUUGAGUUUGGAGAAGCCAUUGGGGAACACACCUUGCCCACGGAGGUCUUCACCACCACACAUACAAACGAACAGAAGACGGAUGCAAUACACACUGUAACGCAUACCUAUCUAAACACGGAGUCUUCCUCUAUUAAGUUGGAGAGGGGAUUCGAGUCGAAGUACAAGACGAGCGUUCAUGUCGGAGUACCUGGCAUUGUUAGUGCAGGUGGUGGAUUCAGCUUCGAUUACACCCUCAAUAGGACUACAUUGGACACCAAGAGCAAGACUGAAACUUUGAGCAUCGAACUCCAGGUUGCCGUGCCGAGCCAAAAGACGGUGCAAGUCACGUGGUACGUCACCAAUAAGGUCAUGGAUUUUCCUUGGACUGCCACAGUGACUGUAAGAGGAUGGUUUGCCUUCUGGCUCGAUCGCCGAGUAGAUGGUCACCAUCUCUGGUUCGCCCGUGUAUCCGCCUUGGCCUUGAUAGAUAACAACCUGACCGUCGUUGAUAGUCUCACAGUCACCUUUGAGGCCUCAGGCGUCUUCAGGCAGAUCGCCACCCACGACUCCAGGGUCUUCGUAUACGAGUUAAGGAGGUUCGAACGAGCGAAGCCCACAACUACAAGACGACCAAAGCCCUUCAUAACGCCUCCACCCCUAGAGUAA